AUGAGAAUCAUUUUCACCAGAGCACUCUGUGCAGCUAGACCAACAAGACGAACAAUCACACUUCCUUCACUGAUCCAAUCCCAACACAACCUCUCCCUCACACAACCUUAUACUACAACCAACAUCAAGACUACCCAAUCCCAGCAAACCAACCACAACAACACCAACAAGAUGUCCGGCCAAGGUUUCUCCAACGCUGAUACCGGCAACAAGCCGGCUGACCCCUACAAGCAGGCCAACCUCGACACCGAGGUGCCUCUAGAUCAAAAGAUCAAUGACCUUGCUAGCUUCAUGACCAGCAAUAAGUUCAGCAUGAUGACCACUCGUGAUUCCAAGACGGGAUAUCUCCUCUCCCGCUGUAUGGCGCUGGCCGCUACUGAAUCCGGUGGCAUCGACCUCCUCUUCCACACCAACACCGAGUCGGGCAAGACGGACGACCUCAAGUCGGACGAGCACAUCAACAUCUCGUUCCUCAACAGCACCACGGGCGACUGGGCCUCGGUCAGCGGCACCGCCAGCAUCGUCACGGACCGCGACCUGGUCCGCAAGCACUACAACCCCCAUCUCAAGGCCUGGUUCGGCGACUUGGGCGACGGUGUCCACGACGGCGGCCCGGAGGACCCGCGCGUGGGAGUCAUCCGCGUCAAGAUGGUGACCGCUCACUAUGCCAUCUCGACCAAGAACAUUGUUGGCAAGGUGGCGGAUGUGGCACAGGGCGUUAUCACGGGGAAGCCGGCGUCGGUGAACAAGCUGCGGGAGGUUAGCGAGCAGGAGGUGCAGUCUUGGAGGUCGUCGCACUAAGUUGUGGAAGUGUCGUGGGAUGCGAAUGAUUUAUGAGUCGACGAUGACAAUGAUAUGUGCCUAGUUUACUUUACACACAGAGUCUUUCUAACUGACACUGAGUCGGGCGCAAUAUUAGUAACAAGCUAAUUUAAUUGAACGUACGCUUUUGAA
Molecule: messenger RNA, 954 nt
Organism: Neurospora tetrasperma FGSC 2508
Lineage: Eukaryota; Fungi; Ascomycota; Sordariomycetes; Sordariales; Sordariaceae
Product: protein bli-3
Exons: 2
Coding region: 1-801 (266 amino acids)
Source: RefSeq, a predicted model, not a curated record